Molecule: messenger RNA, 831 nt
Organism: Talaromyces atroroseus
Lineage: Eukaryota; Fungi; Ascomycota; Eurotiomycetes; Eurotiales; Trichocomaceae
Exons: 1
Coding region: 1-831 (276 amino acids)
Biological process (GO): steroid metabolic process
Cellular component (GO): cytoplasm; membrane
Molecular function (GO): Delta24(24-1) sterol reductase activity; FAD binding
Source: RefSeq, a predicted model, not a curated record
AUGCGCGAUUCCUCUCGAUCUUUGAAGAUGGAACAACACGAAGCAGCCGUCAGCCAGAUCGCUGCCUCUGUACGAGCUUUAUAUGUUCGGCGAGAGCCCUUCUGUAUAUAUCACGGUCCGACCAACAGUACACGACCCAUCAAGAAAGACUGCGUUGUAGACAUCAGCGCGUUGUCAAACGUUGUCAAAAUUGACCCGGCGUGCAAGGUUGCAACUGUGGAGCCAAAGGUCUCGAUGGAUAAACUGGUAGAGGCAACUCUAGAAUAUGGGUUAAUCCCACCAGUCGUUAUGGAAUUUCCUGGAAUCACCGUCGGCGGCGGCUACGCAGGAUCUGCUGGAGAGAGGAGCUCUUUCAGGUACGGUUACUCUGACCAAACUGUCAACUCUGUGGAGAUGGUCCUGGCAAUAGGGAUUGUUACUGCGUCCAGAAAUGAACGCCCGGAACUCUUCAAAGCUGCAGGCGGAGCUCUGGGAACUCUGGGAAUCACCACUUUGCUUGAAUUACAGCUUCUCCCAGCCAAGAAGUUUGUUAAAACUACGUAUUAUCGAAGUAACAAUGUACAUGAUACCAUCAAAGUUAUUCGGCAAGAAACUGAAAACACUUCCAACGACUACGUUGACGGCAUUAUCUUUUCCAAAUCCCAUGGAGUCGUGAUUACGGGUCAGUUAACAGACGAAACUCCUGGCUCAAUUAAGCCACAGACAUUCAGCAAGCCCUGGGACCCCUGGUUGUACCUUCAUGUGAAGGACAAAACCGACACUGAAUCGCCAGUCAUCGACUAUAUUCCCCUUGCUGAAUACCUCUAUCGAUACGACCGCGGCGGCUUCUAG